Messenger RNA from Zootoca vivipara (common lizard), 2107 nucleotides. It is a transcript of the gene NR1I3, whose product is annotated as nuclear receptor subfamily 1 group I member 3. Gene Ontology annotation, molecular function: RNA polymerase II cis-regulatory region sequence-specific DNA binding; nuclear receptor activity; zinc ion binding. Gene Ontology annotation, biological process: positive regulation of transcription by RNA polymerase II; cell differentiation; negative regulation of transcription by RNA polymerase II. NCBI's taxonomy places the organism in Eukaryota, Metazoa, Chordata, Lepidosauria, Squamata, Lacertidae. The record is from RefSeq and is a predicted model, not a curated record.
UCCUUUUCUCUCUCUCUCUCCCCCCAGAGACACAACCGGCAGUGGGGAGGCAAACAAGAAGUCCGGCAGCGAGUGACAGCCCUGUGGGGAGACCGUCACCAUCAACCCUCCCAGCUGCCCCACCCCGUUUGCACCCACUCACACACACACACACACACGCUGCUGGAAACUCAACUGGUUGCGUAACGGCUGCCCUUUUAUCUACACCCAAAGGCGCAGGCGCUUCGAAGGAGCUGGAUGUGACAUUCGCACAGGUGGUAAACUCAAGGACCGCAGCUCACAUGGCAACGGUGCGUGGGGUCGCCGCGCAGUGCCCCUCCGACGGCGAGAGCAGCUGCAGCGGAGGCAGCCCAGCCCCCACGGCCUCCAGUCGCAGCGACACAGACCUUGACAGGGAGGAGAAAACUUGCGCCGUGUGCGGGGACCGGGCCACAGGCUACCAUUUCCACGUCAUGACCUGCGAAGGCUGCAAGGGUUUCUUUCGGCGGACCGUCAUCAAGGGCAUCCAGUUCACCUGCCCCUUCACCCGCAGCUGCACCAUCACCAAGGCCAAGAGGCGGCAGUGCCAGGCAUGUCGCUACCAGAAAUGCCUCGUCGUGGGCAUGAGGAAAGACAUGAUAAUGUCAGAGGAAGCUUUGCAUGUGCGGCGUGCGCUGAGGCGGCAGAAGAAGCACCAAGAACAGAGUCCAGCCUCAAUUGAGCCACCUGAGGAAACCGGCCUCACAGCGGAGCAGGAACAGUUGAUUGAAAUCCUCACCGAAGCCCACAAGAAAACCUUUGACUCCAGCUUCUCUCAGUUCAACCACUACCAGCCAGCGGUGCGUCUCUCCAUCCACAGCCAGAGAUCUCAGAGCCCCCAGGAUGCGUCUGUCCCCCCCAUGUGCCCCUACAGUCCUCAAGACCACAUGGAGAGCUUCCCGGAAGAGGUCCUCCCCGAUGUGUUCAACCUCUUGCCGCUCUUUGCCGACAUCAGCACCUUCAUGAUCCAGCAAGUGAUCCAGUUUGCCAAGGCCAUACCGUCUUUUAGAAGUUUGCCAAUCGAUGAUCAAAUCUCACUCCUCAAAGGCGCCACCCUGGAGAUCUGUCAGAUCCGGUUCAACACAGUCUUCAAUGAGGAGACCAAAGCUUGGGAAUGCGGCCAACAUUGCUACACCAUCCAAGAUGGCGCCCUGACUGGAUUCCAGCAGAUCUACCUGGAGCCACUGCUGAAGUUCCACAUCAGCUUGAAGAAGCUGAGGCUACACGAGGCUGAAUACGUUCUGCUCCAAGCCCUGGUGUUGUUCUACCCGGCCUGCGACUUUGCAGACCACGUGGACGUCACACAGCGAGAGGUGAUUGACCAGACCCAAGAGAAAAUCGCUCUAACUUUAAAAAACUACAUUGACCAGCGACAUGCUCUGCCCGAAGGGAGGUUCCUCUACGCCAAACUUCUCCUGUUGCUGACAGAGCUGAGGACGCUGAAAGUCGAAAAUACCCGGCAGAUCCUCCAUAUCCACGACACCCAGGACCUCACCACCAUGACGCCACUGCUUUCGGAAAUUAUCAGCUGAAAGCUUGCACCAGGAGAAUGCUGCGUCUUUCAUUCAUGUUUUGCUUUAGGUGUAAAAAGGGACCUAUGUCCUGGAAGACUGGAUCCAGAAGUUUUCCAAGACUUCUCUCGAGAUCCGGCAGUUUUAGGGAUCUGCUUGAAAGUCAGGCAUUGCUCCCUUCCGCUGCUACCCUGAGCAAAGGGCUGGUUACUUUUGCAGAACUGCAGUCUCUUCCCCCUCCAUCUGCUGCAAACCCAUAUUCCCCCCCCCAACAAUCUAAUCUUCCUUCCACAGCUAAGCCAAUAGCAGCCAACCCUGUUCCUCCCAUCCUCACCCCCAAGCUGAUCCCGGCUUAGCCAAGCAUCAUCUGAGCCUCCUUGCAGCCAACCUUGUCUGAUCCACUGAUCCCCUCUAAGCUCCCCCUGCGCUGCCCCUCGAAGCCCUCUUUAGGCUUCCGAGAUCAUGAAAGCAAAGUCCGACUGCCAGGGCUCCCCACCCACCCCCAGACAGUGAGAAUUUCAGGGCAGCUUUUGCAUAUCAAGCUGGUGUCCUGUGGGAGGAAAAGAGCUCUCCCCCCC